AACACAAUGGAUGCAUCUUGGUUGAUAAUCAUAUUACUACUUCUACUUGUUCUUCUAUGUCUUUCAAUGCUUAUUAUCAUCACAAGAAUAAGAUCCUCCAUUAACCUCCCUCCCGGACCUUUAUACAUUCCUUUCAUUACUGACAUCCUCUUGCUACCAAAAAUAUCAUUCUCACAACUCAAACCAAUUCUUCAUGAUCUUCAUGCCAAACAUGGCCCUAUCAUUUCGGUCCACUUUUGGUCUACUCAUAUUUUCAUAUUCGAUCGUUUCCUCGCACACAAAGCCUUAAUCCAAAAUGCUUCUGUUUUUGCCAACCGCCCAAAAUCCAUAAACAAUAACAUCCAACUUAAUAUCACAUCGUCUUUCUACGGCUCCACGUGGCGCAUUCUUCGCAAUAACCUAGCAUCUACCAUGCUUCACCCAUCACGAUUCCAAUCAUUUUCCAAAACUCGCACGCGUGUAUUGGAAGCGCUUUUAAAAGAAUUAAAGUUAGAAGCUAAAGUUAUGAACAAUUCUGUUAAGCUCAUCAACUACAUUCACCACGCCAUUUUUUGCUUACUAGCUUUCAUGUGUUUCGGUGAAAAUGUUGACAAUAAAAAAAUUGAAAACAUAAAAAACAUUCAAAAAUGUUUGAUUAUGAGCUCCGGAAAAUACAGUGCCUUAAAUUUCUACCCAAAAUUUGUAUCUCGCAUGUUAUUCCGAAAGCGUUGGCAAGAAUUGUCACAACUUCGGAAAUUCCAAAAUGAUUUGAUGGUUGAACUAAUACAGUCCCGAAAGAAAGUUAUUGAAAAUAAUAAUUAUGAUGAUGAUGGAUGUUUUGUUUGUUAUGUGGAUACUUUGUUGAACUUGAAAUUGCCCGAGGAAAAACGAAAGCUUGAUGAAGGUGAACUUGUUGCUCUUUGUUCGGAGUUUCUCACCGCGGGAACAGAUACAACUUCAACUACAAUUGAGUGGGUUAUGGCAAAUUUGGUGAAACACAAACACAUGCAACAGAGGCUAGUAGAGGAAAUUGAAGAUGUAGUUGGCGAUAGAGAGGAAAAGAAAGUAAGAGAGGAAGACUUAGAAAAAUUACCAUAUUUGAAGGCUUUGAUUUUGGAAGGGUUAAGGCGUCAUCCUCCUUCUCACUAUGCAAUUCCACAUGCAGUGACCGAGGAUGUUAUUUUGAAUGGUUAUUUUGUACCUAAAAAUGGGACUGUGAAUUUUAUGGUGGCAGAUAUAGGAUUGGAUCCAACGGUUUGGAAGGAUCCUAUGGUGUUUAAGCCAGAACGAUUUUUAAGAGAUGAAACAAGUAGUAGUAAUAUUUUAGAAGCAUAUGAUAUUAGUGGUAAAAAAGAGAUAAAGAUGAUGCCAUUUGGAGCUGGGAGGAGGAUUUGCCCGGCAUAUAAAUUAGCAAUGCUCCAUUUAGAAUAUUUUGUUGCUAAUUUGGUUUUGAACUUUGAGUGGAAGACUUUACUAUCCACAGAAAAUGUUGAUUUGUCUGAAAAACAAGAAUUCACUAUGGUGAUGAAACAUCCACUACAAGCUCAAAUUUCUCAAAGGAGUAAAACAGUCACAUGAUGAGUGUUUUGCAAUGCUGUCUCUUCCAACAGGUUGCCUCUCUGUGACUCUAUAGUUCCCUCUACCUUUCUUAUUACCGCCACGAACUCAAUCAUUGUGUCUUCCGAUUCUUCGGUGACGAAGUUAAACCGAUGACGACGAAGUUCAUCAGCUUGCAUAUAUCGGAUCUUGCUCCCUGUUUUUAUAUAUAGUUUGCUUCCAUGUGAGUAUCUAUUGUCCAUAUAUAUUAGUGUGCAUCAUUUACACGCUUCUAAGCUUAGUUCAUGGUUGUACAUGAUUUGUUUUUUGAAAAGGUGGUUGUGCAUAAUUUAUUUCAUUAAAGAAAGGCCUUGGAUUGCUCUG
Molecule: messenger RNA, 1899 nt
Organism: Trifolium pratense (red clover)
Lineage: Eukaryota; Viridiplantae; Streptophyta; Magnoliopsida; Fabales; Fabaceae
Product: cytochrome P450 89A2-like
Exons: 1
Coding region: 7-1557 (516 amino acids)
Cellular component (GO): membrane
Molecular function (GO): heme binding; oxidoreductase activity, acting on paired donors, with incorporation or reduction of molecular oxygen, NAD(P)H as one donor, and incorporation of one atom of oxygen; iron ion binding
Source: RefSeq, a predicted model, not a curated record